This is a messenger RNA of Sitodiplosis mosellana (orange wheat blossom midge), 696 nucleotides long. It is a transcript of the gene Pfdn4, whose product is annotated as probable prefoldin subunit 4. Gene Ontology annotation, biological process: protein folding. NCBI's taxonomy places the organism in Eukaryota, Metazoa, Arthropoda, Insecta, Diptera, Cecidomyiidae. Gene Ontology annotation, cellular component: prefoldin complex; cytoplasm. Bases 183 to 596 code for a protein of 137 amino acids. The record is from RefSeq and is a predicted model, not a curated record. The transcript has 2 exons.
UUGUAGCUAACUUCAGGGUGGAAUGUGCUUUUUGUCAUGAUUGUGCGGUGAUCUCUGUUAUUUAUUCACUGUUUUUAAACCAAAUUCACAAAAUUUCCCAAACUCACCGAGUUUAUUUGCAAUAAAAAAAAAAUUCAGUUUUUAUUUGGAUCAAAUCAGUGAAUCGAAGAUAACUUGUCGAAAUGGCCGCAAAAGUAGCAGCGAAUGGAAAAGGUUUCCAGCCUGACACUGAUGUUCAUGUCACGCUCGAAGAUCAAACAAAAAUCAACAAAUUUGCCAAAUACAAUGCAAAUCUCGAAGAUCUGAAAGAUGAAUUGCAAGUGAAGAAGAACGAUUUGAAAAAUUUGGAAGAGGCUGGCGAUGAAAUCGAAUUGUUCGAUGAAGACGAGCAAAUUCCAUUCGUAUUCGGUGAAGUGUUCAUUUCGCAUAAUUUGUCAAAGACACAGGAGCUGAUAGCUGCUGCCAAGGAGAAGAAAAAGAAAGAAAUCGAAGACAUCCAAGAGAAAUGCAAGCAAAUCCAAGAAUGGAUGAGCGAUUUGAAGGCACAGCUCUAUCUGCGUUUCGGCACAAACAUCUACUUGGAAAACGAUGAAUAAACACAUAAAUUGAAUGGCAUUUCGCAUGGGUUUCUUUGUUUAAUUUGUAACGUCAUUCUGAAUAAAAUUCUAAAUGAACAAACAUUAGAAGAAAGAAAAA